Lycium ferocissimum is the source of this 1299-nucleotide messenger RNA. RefSeq names its product pirin-like protein. Bases 77 to 949 code for a protein of 290 amino acids. The transcript has 6 exons. Lineage: Eukaryota; Viridiplantae; Streptophyta; Magnoliopsida; Solanales; Solanaceae. The record is from RefSeq and is a predicted model, not a curated record.
UAAAAGAAAACAUAACACAAACAACAUAUUUUAUACAAACAUAUUCAAUUUAACAAACCUCAAAAUCGUCAAAGUAAUGUCUAAAUCCUCUGUAUUCAGUAGACCAAGAUUGGUUGUUAAGAAACUUUUGGCUAGAGCUCAAAAUGAAGGUGAUGGUGCUGUUGUUCGGAGAAGCAUUGGAAGGCCAGAAUUGCAGAAUCUUGAUCCUUUCCUCAUGUUAGAUGAGUUUAGUGUUUCACCACCUGCUGGAUUUCCCGACCAUCCACACAGAGGUUUUGAGACCGUGACUUACAUGUUGCAGGGAGCUUUUACUCAUCAAGAUUUUGCUGGUCACAAGGGUACAAUCAGGACUGGUGAUGUGCAGUGGAUGACAGCAGGAAGAGGUAUAGUGCACUCAGAAAUGCCUGUAGGACCAGGUACUCAUAAGGGCUUGCAACUUUGGAUAAAUCUCUCUUCCAAGGACAAAUUGGUUGAGCCAAGGUAUCAAGAACUGCUACACGAAAACAUACCAAAGGCGGAAAAAGAUGGGGUUUCGGUCACUAUCCUAGCAGGGGAAUCCAUGGGCGUCAAAUCCCAAAUUUUCACGCGAACGCCCACAAUGUACCUCGAUUUCACCCUAAAACCAGGUUCUGAGCAUCAUCAACCAAUCCCUGAGCCUUGGAAUGCGUUUGUCUACAUAGUCGAAGGAGAAGGAGCGUUUGGUUCUCCGGAUUCAACAACACCAGCUCACCAUUGCUUGGUUUUAGGCCCUGGAGAAGGCCUAAGUGUGUGGAACAAAUCUUCAAAGCCAUUGAGGUUUGUUCUGAUAGGAGGGCAGCCGAUUAACGAGCCGGUGGUGCAGUAUGGUCCUUUUGUUAUGAACACUAAGACUGAGAUUAUGCAGGCUUAUCAAGAUUAUCAACUUGGGAGAAAUGGUUUUGAAAGAGCAAGGCAAUGGAGUUCUAAAUGAGUAAACAGAGUUACAUCUUAUACUUCAAAAUUAGCCUACAAACUGCAAUAUUCAAUAGUUUUUCUGAUAAAUGUUUUAUGAUUUCAGGUUGUCAUAGUCCUUUUUAUUUUCAUUUGAAAUGAGAUGUGUGUUGAGUGAAGUUUAUUUGUAGUCAUUUCCUUCAUUUGUUGAAGAGUUGCAUUGGUAGUCAUUCUUGUAACCAUAGUGGAAAAUACGUUCAGGUUUUGAAUAAUGUCUUACCUUUUGUUUGGAUCAUUGAUAGGAAAUGUAAUGACAAUAAUAUCAUAUUAUAGUGAGUGGAUGCCCAUAAUGAAAACAGGGUCCAUGUGAUUUUUACAAUCAUUUCUUCA